CUGGAUCCUCCUCCGCCGCUCUCUCCUAUCAUCUAGCCUAUAUUCUGAAACCAGUUCCGUAUUCAGCGCUACUUUAAUGUAACGUCGGUGCGCACACCAUACAGCGUGUAGGUUGUAUAAUUAUCGGAUAAGAUCACACCAUCUCGACCAUGGAGCCUUGAACUGGAAGACACCCACAGCACCACAGAGAUGAAAACGCAGCACACUUGAUAUCUCCCUGGAGGGGAAACCUGAAUUAAGAUGAAGCGACUGAAGGGGAAAACCCAACAGUGUGGAGCAUUGCAGAAAGUCCUGUGAACACUGACCUCCAGCCCCCAUCCUCCCAUCAUUCCUUUCCCCCAAAUACACAACACUCCCAUUCAUCACCACUCCUGCUCUGGUCCAAGAUGACCUCACCGAGAAAGCACCUGGUCAAGGAUUUCAACCACUUUAUCACAUGCUACGUGUGCAAAGGAUACCUGAUCAAGCCCACCACGGUGACAGAGUGCCUGCACACCUUUUGUAAAAGUUGCAUCGUCCAACACUUUGAAGACAGCAACGACUGCCCCAAAUGUGGCAUCCAAGUCCAUGAAACCAACCCUCGAGAGAUGUUAAGGUUGGACAACACUUUAGAGGAAAUCAUUUUCAAACUUGUUCCUGAGCUAAGAGAAAAAGAACAACAGCAGGAGAUCGAGUUCUGGAGGAGUCGAAAGUGGAAGGAGAAUGGAGAAGAAGACGGCCCCCGAUCGAAGAGAUCCAGGCUGGAUGACGACGAUGAUGAUGGUGGUGGUGGUGGGGAUGGAGACUACCACAGGAGUGACCCGCAGAUAGCCAUCUGUCUUGGCUGCUGUUGCGUAGACAGUCUGGUGGGAGAGAACGUUGUUAAGGGUUUAAUGAAGAAAUUUAUACGCUGCUCGACUCGAGUGACAGUCGGAACAAUCAAGAAGUUUCUCAGCUUGAAGUUAAAGCUACCAAGUUCUUAUGAGCUAGACGUCCUAUGCAACGGGGAGAUCAUGGGAAAAGACCAUACCAUGGAGUUCAUCUACAUGACGCGGUGGAGACUUCGCGGUGAAACCGCCUACCCAAUGGUACUAGAAUAUCGGCCACGGAUAGACUUUGGUUGACGGAGAGAGACGUGGGACUACUCCUGCACUAACAGCCCAUUGACAGACUACACAAUGAAUGGAUGUGCCUGGCACAAGAGACAAGGACCACGUCUUCCUAUCAUCUGCAUGCAGUAGUCCGUUAUUGCCUCUAAUCUCAUUCUGUUCUUGUAUGUUAUCUUCCAGUUUCACAGAUAUCUUUCUAAAGCGCAACAGUGGUUUAAGAACAUGCCUGCAUAUCAUGGCGUAUUAAUGCUUGGAAACGUACCAAAAUGUAAUUGACUGAAGUGUGAAGACCUGCCGUUGGUCCACAUCACUCGAAAGUGUUGAGAAUAAUACAAAGUGAAAUGACUAGUAAUCCACUGUUACGCAACACAAGAAAGAUAUUCCAAGACAAAGUUGUACACUGGCAAACGGCCCAUAAUAUUUCCCCCUAUCUCCUAUCUAUGCUGGAUUUAGUGUCUUACAUGACCUCUCCCCUUACUUCUGUUUUUAAUCAUUAAAGGGGCAAUCAGCAGUUGCAACAUCCAUUUUUGGCCAUAUAAAUGAACCAUAUAUACCCAUUGAUUCUUGAAGAAUUUAACUUAUAAAUGCCUCACGAGCUUAGUUCAACUGUCGUACCCAAUCUGAACCCAAAAUAUAAGCUUGUUUUACUCCAAUGUAAAUGUAAACAAACUGUAUAUAUCCUCAAAAACAUGGUUAAAACUAUAAUUGUAAUAUCAUGGAAGGUCAGUUCUUGCAUCCAUAGCUCUGUCUAUAAAUUUGAGAGUGGUUGCAUUUCUCCAGCCCCAUCCUUAGCUUUUACUGAAAUAGGGACGGGGGAAUAGGCUUUGUUAUUGUUUCUACUAAUGAGUGCCGCUUUAACUAUGGUAGUGCCUUUCCCCACGUGUCUCUCUUUCAGUGGAGUGCAAAAUCCAAACUGCUCUUCAUAUCAAAUUCCUUGUUUUGUAUUUAUUUUUUUACCUUUAUUUAACUAGGCAAGUCAGUUAUGAACAAAUUCUCAAUGACGGCCUAGGAACAGUGGGUUAACUGCCUGUUCAGGGGCAGAACGACAGAUUUGUACCUUGUCAGCUCGGGGGUUUGAACUUGCAACCUGAAUGGGUCUACCCUGCCGCUCCAUUCAGCCUAGCGGAGUCAAAAGCCCCAUGUUAUAGCUUAUGGGUCAUUCUACAGAAAAUGUGCAAAUCGGGGGCUGAAUUUUUGUAAGAAUUUGUAUCCUAUUUUUUUUCCCCAAACUUGUCUUCCAACAUAUGUCAGGUAGACAUACUGUAUAAGCUACUUGUACACUUUGUAUUGCAUAUUUGACCUGUAUUCCUUACCACCCUACUAAAUAUGUAACUAUGGCAACAUAGUGAACAAGUUGCGGUAAAGGGAGAACCGUGCAUAGUAGUGAUCAUUUUGAUUUAACAUACUACAGAUUAAAUUUGCAUAACAAAAUAGUAAAAACAUAAAUAUAAUCUUGUUUGUUCUCUGUGAAAUGUUGAUUGAUUGAAUUACUUCUGCAUCUAAUUUAAUUGUGUUUUUAGUUGUUUAAAUGAUCACUUUACCUAGCUUUAUUUUGGCAAAAUACUAGGUGUUUCUGUGUCAAGUGUCAAUCAUAGAGAUCCAUGGAGCGAACACACUAGGUGGCUAUAACCCUGAAUUUGUGUGGUUUUGAGUUCAUGAGCCCUUUUAAUAAAUUGUAAGAAACUCAAGUAGGAUGAAUUUGAGUAUAGUAGAGCACAGUACAUUAUAGUAUAACACAGUAUAGUAGGGUACAGUAUAGCACAUUAAAGGUGUCUAUGUUUUGGCCAAAUGUCAGUGUUUUGGCUCUUGGAGGGUUGGAGCCCUCCUCCUGGCCAUGCAUCUUAAUACUUGACACUUUUUCCUGAAGUGUGCACUUGUCCACUACCCACAUGGUGGUCCUCUCUUCCUCAGUUGGUAGAACAUGACGCAUAAAACCUUUACUUGGAGAUAGCCUCACUGGUGCUGUCACAGAUACCAUAAUGGCACAGAUACAAAGAUGAGAACUCUAUAUAUCUGUAUGGUGUAAAUUAUUUUCGGUCGUAACCGUUUUGGUUUGGACAAUUCUGACACAUUUUGGACUUUUAAAGAAUCGCCAUAGCUAACAUAUAGCUGGCUAUCUUUCAUUUGGGCAGAUGUACAUCGCAGAACCGUGCUUUACAUAUUCAUUGAUUAUACUAGAUGUUCGGCAGUGACACUGCUUAAAAAUACACGAAGACCUACAUGCUCACCAUGUGGUCAUGCUGGAGAGGGGUGGGCUAAGACACUGCAUUUCAAUACAAGAGGCGUCACUGCAGUAACUGGUUCGAAUCCAGGCUGCAUCACAUCCGGCCGUAAUUGGGAAUCCCGUAGGGCGGUGCACAAUUGGCCCAGCGUCGUUAGGGUUUGGCUGGGGUAGGCCAUCAUUGUAAAUAAUCAUUUGUUCUUAACUGACUUGCCUAGUUAAAUAAAGGUUAAUGUAAAAAUAAUCCCAUCACCUGGUGAUAUUUGUAGGGGUGUGGUUUAAGGCACAUUCAUUCUACAGUCUUUACAUGUGUGUGUUUCAGUAGUGCCAUCAACAGAAGGGACAGCAUUUAUUUGAAAAAGAAAUGUUAAAUUAAACAAAACUACUAAUUAGAUCAGUAUCUUUCAAUGUAAUAAUAUAAUAACUCGAGAUGUUCUUUUCAAAUUGUAGCAUAAAAAAAUGUGCUUUAUUUUCAAACAUGGAGUUUAGGAGUCAGGGUUUGGGACAACACAUCUUAAUAGAAAUAGCUGUAUAAACAAUGACUGUACUAAAUUGUUUUGCCUUGGAUUGAAUUAGAAAAUAUCAUGAUGUAAAUAAAUGUCCUAGGUUUGGAGACUUAACUGUUUAAAAAAUAUAUUUUGGGGGAUGGGACUUCAAUUUGCACCACUUCUGUAGAAUCGCCCAUAUACAAGUACAAGGAAGCUAUGGCUGCCUACCAUAUCCCUAUCUAAAAAUGAGUUAUAUUCUUUCUUUCAAUGCCAUUUUGAUGUUAUUACCACAUAUAAUGCAAUAUGAGUACUGUAAGACUAGAUUUUCUGGAAGAAGGUUAGAAAAAGCGGAGUAUCGCCAACACUGUCUGAAAUGUGUAGCUGUCUGUUUGUGCACUAUGUAAAACGUAUUGGGCAUUAUGGUUCACUUGUACAUAGUGGAGAUUUGUUUAGACUGUUUACUACUAUACUGGAAGUCCUACUGGAUGGUUUAACAUUAAUGUAUUAUCACUGCCCUAUAAAAACUGUCCAGGCUGGCGUGAUAGGGUCCCGCCAUAACCCUCACCAUUUGUUUCUGAUGAUGGAUCAUUAGACAAAUGUUUUAAUGGCUUUUUCCCCUUCACAUACCAUUUAUCUUUUUCUCACUCUCCUCGAAACACCAAAGAAUAAAAGCAGACAUAGCAGUGGUUGUAUUUUAUCUGUUCAAGUUUGACAGAGAUAUUAUAAUCCUAACGUAGACAAAUGUUUGGGGGGACAACUGAAUGCAUUAAACCGAGAUGUACAUAGACAAAUGUUGAGGGUACUGAAGUCAUCUUGGUAGGAAACAAAAUGUGGAGUGCAAUUUGCCAAUGUAUUGGGUCUUUGCACACAGAUCUCUGACAAUAAUACGUUUAUGUUAAUUUGCAGUUAUGUGAGAGAACCACUCAAUGGACAGAUUGGACACAUUUCUGGCAGCCCCUAAAAGUACAAGUCUUUACAAAUUUCCACAAGUAAAAGUUGUAGUUGAAGUCUACACUCUUAGAAAAUAGGGCUCCAAAAAGGUUAUUCAGCUGUUGCCAUAGGAGAACCCUUUUUGGUUCCAGGUAGAACCCUCUGUGGAAUGAGUUCAUCAUGGAACCCAAAAGGGUUCUACCUGGAACCAAAAGGAUUCUACCUGGAAUCAAAAAGGGUUCUUCAAAGGGUUCUCUUAUGUGGACAGCCGAAAACCCCUUUUAGGUUCUCGAUAGCACCUUUUUUCUAAGAGUGUGCCUAGCAUUCUUGUGUAUUUUCCUGUUUCACACAUGCUUUUUCCUGUUGGAAAUGGUAUCUCUUAUUUUCCCUAAAAACCCACCUGUAGUGGUUUUAAAAGUCAGCAAAGUAAAUGUUUAGACUGAAUCAUUCUUGAAAUGUCCCUGUGCUGCAAUGAACAAUAUGUAUUUUUGUAACAAGAAGAACUUGUAGAUAUUUUCUUUAAAAAUGAAAUUGUAUGUUGUAUAUUUAACAAACUUAAAAUGCUGCUUAGAAUAAUCUAUUCUAUUUUUCAAUGUCAAUGUGCCUGAUAAGCAUUCCUAGAGAGAUUAGAACUGUACAUAUGCAAGAGCUGCUCUAUAUGUGACAUGAUGACAAAAAUACCAAAAUACAGAACUCAUUGAAUUAA
Molecule: messenger RNA, 5433 nt
Organism: Oncorhynchus nerka (sockeye salmon)
Lineage: Eukaryota; Metazoa; Chordata; Actinopteri; Salmoniformes; Salmonidae
Product: polycomb group RING finger protein 5-B-like
Exons: 9
Coding region: 387-1103 (238 amino acids)
Biological process (GO): regulation of transcription by RNA polymerase II
Cellular component (GO): PRC1 complex
Source: RefSeq, a predicted model, not a curated record